GGGCGGGCGCGGUUGCGCUCUGCGAUUGGUGGAGAGGCGCAUCACUCCGCCGCUGCGAGGGCCGCACUUCCGCCUCGGUGUCAUCGGUGCCGGGGCGGGAGGGUGUUGCGGCGGGGUCGUCGCGGGAGCGCGGUGCCAGAGCUCCUGAUAGGGAGACAAGCAAGAUGGGGAAAAUAGCAGGAAAAAGGCUUUUUUUUUAAAUAACAUGCCACCAGAACAUCUGCAUGGUAGCAAAGAUCUUCUACAGCAGCUGGGUAUUUGCAAAAGAAGACUUGGACAGCACACAGAUACUUCAUCUCUAAAUCAAGUCCAACGAUGCAUUAGAGGAAGCUGGAGUGGCUGCACAGCGAUUUCACACUGAAGGAUGAAUAGUGAAGAAGAGUUUUAUGAUGCCGUUACGGGCUUUGAUUCCGACAAUUCUUCAGGAGACUUUUCAGAAGCAAAUCAUAAAGUUGCAGAAAUGCUUGAUCUAGAGCCACACCAAAGCGAUAGGACUGGGAAGCACAACGGAGAGACAGAGAUCCAGGAAAAUGGAAUUAAGAGACACAGGACGUCGUUACCUGCCCCAAUGUUUUCUAGGAAUGAUUUUAGUGUGUGGAGCAUACUAAAAAAAUGCAUUGGACUGGAGCUAUCUAAAAUUACAAUGCCCAUUGUUUUCAACGAGCCAUUGAGUUUCCUUCAACGGAUAACAGAAUAUAUGGAACAUAUAUACCUCAUAAAUAAGGCUUGUAGUCAUGCAGACCCCCUGGAAAGAAUGCAGGCUGUAGCUGCCUUUGCAGUUUCUGCUGUAGCUUCUCAGUGGGAGAGAACUGGCAAACCAUUUAACCCGCUGUUAGGAGAAACCUAUGAAUUAACCAGGGAGGAUUUAGGGUUUAGGUUUAUAUCUGAACAAGUCAGCCACCACCCGCCUAUUAGUGCAUUUUAUUCUGAAGGCCUCAAUAAGGAUUUCGUUUUUCAUGGAUCAAUCUAUCCCAAACUAAAGUUCUGGGGAAAGAGUAUAGAAGCAGAGCCCCGGGGAACAAUUACUUUGGAGCUUCUGAAACAUAAUGAAGCUUACACAUGGACGAACCCAACCUGUUGUGUACAUAAUGUAAUUAUUGGUAAACUGUGGUUAGAACAAUACGGAACAGUGGAGAUUGUAAAUCACAGCACUGGAGAUAAAUGUGUCCUUAAUUUUAAACCAUGUGGACUGUUUGGGAAAGAGCUUCACAGAGUAGAGGGACACAUUCAGGACAAAAACAGAAAGAAGCUGUGUGUGAUCUACGGCAAGUGGACAGAAUGCCUGUGGUGCACUGACCCCACGACGUAUGAGACAUACAAAAAGAAUGAGAAGAGAGGUGGUGAGCAGAAGAAACCGAAGCCGAGUGAAGAUGUUAUUAAAUCUGAAAAUGAUGAGGCUGAUGAUAUGCCAGAGGUUCAAGACACGGUGCAGUUCAUACCAGGCAGUAAAUUACUUUGGAGAAUAAAUUGCAGGCCACCAAACUCCUCGCAGAUGUACAAUUUCACCAGUUUUGCUGUGAGCCUCAAUGAGCUGGAGAAGGGCAUGGAGGCGAUCUUAGCUCCCACUGACUGCCGGCUACGUCCAGAUAUCAGAAACAUGGAAAAUGGGAACAUGGAUGUGGCUAGCAAAGAAAAGGAGAGACUAGAGGAGAAACAGCGAGCUGCUCGCAAGGAGCGCGCGAAGGAUGAGGUGGAGUGGCACACACGAUGGUUUCAUCAAGGCACUAACCCCUACACUGGGACUUCAGAUUGGCUGUACUCAGGUGGCUAUUUUGAUAGGAAUUUCUCAGACUGCCCAGACAUAUACUGAAAUUACAGAACCAAUCGCUCAUCUCAUCUGGACAUCCAGCUCCUAGAUUUCGUUCCAAGCCAGUCACUGGUUUUGUUGAUAGCAAAAACCAGCUUUUCUAAGUCGAUUUUAACACCAAGUCUAUGGGUCAACAAUCAAGGAUUUCAUUAGCACUAAUGUUGGAUUGCCAAAUAUUGAGAUACUGUUGCAUUCUGUCCAUAAAGCUGCACCUGAAAUCAUCAUGUUUUCACUAAUUUUCAAAGGCACCUUUUGGUUCUUCAUUUCCCCCCUAGUUUCUUUGUCAGGAAGAUUUGCUGUACCCAGUAGAGCACAUAACAUCCUUGAGAACUACAUAACUUAAAUAAAAUAGAGAUAAUAUCCUUGUUACUUAGUACAAUAGUGAAGAAUCUGCAGGUUUUUGGAGCUCGGAGCAGGGAUGAAAAGCACGGUACCAGCAGGAUCAAAUCUAGUGCUGUGGAUGCUCCCCAUGAAGAGAUGCAUGUGAGCUCCCGUACGGUAUGUAGCACUACGGGGGACCAGCUGCUAGCCCCUCAGUAUGAUUCAAUAAUGGAUUGACUCGAAACAAAACCCAACCUGAGCUUCCCAACGUGUAGUUGUCUGUUACAGAGUCUUCACAACUUCGGGACACUGUGAGCAUUAAGCUGUAUACCUGUGAUAAACCUACAUAAAGCAUACGUUAAAGAGCAGGGAAGGGUGCAUUAAAAACUGUGCUUUUUCUCAAGUCAAAUGCUGUUCUAAAACUACCAGAAGCUUCGGAAGCAAUUGCAGGAAUGUCGAGGUGGUUACAAUGUAAAAUAUAUUGCUUGCUACCACUUGGAGGCUUAAAUCUUCUGCACUACCUUUGGCAGCUUUGGCGCUGUGUAUGCUUCUAGGCUAAACUCUUUGGAAGCACUUUGGUGUCUGUAGCCACACAGGUUCAUAUUCUGGGGACGUUUUGGUUUGCAUGUUGUUCAUUAUUAGGUCAUGUCUGGUUUGUAUGUUGUGAAAAAGCAGAAAUCAACUUCACGCUUUGGCAGAGUUCUACCUAUUACAAGUUUUCUGUGAGCACGUGAUGUCAGUAAGUCAGAUUUCCUUUGUUCCAUGUCAAACCAUCAAAGCCAUAUAACCCUAGAAAG
Neopsephotus bourkii (Bourke's parrot) is the source of this 2925-nucleotide messenger RNA. It is a transcript of the gene OSBPL2, whose product is annotated as oxysterol binding protein like 2. The coding region runs from base 365 to 1810 and encodes 481 amino acids. The record is from RefSeq and is a predicted model, not a curated record. Gene Ontology annotation, cellular component: intracellular membrane-bounded organelle; cytosol; membrane. Lineage: Eukaryota; Metazoa; Chordata; Aves; Psittaciformes; Psittacidae. Gene Ontology annotation, molecular function: cholesterol binding. The transcript has 15 exons.